Messenger RNA from Camellia sinensis, 802 nucleotides. RefSeq names its product senescence-associated family protein (DUF581). The record is from RefSeq and is a predicted model, not a curated record. Lineage: Eukaryota; Viridiplantae; Streptophyta; Magnoliopsida; Ericales; Theaceae.
GGCCCCUUCUUACAAUCCCAUCUCUCUCUCAUUCAUUCAUCUACACACCAGGCUCAUCUUAGCAGCCCACUGCAAUAUAGUUAGCAGUUACUCAAUAUGCACAGAGAGACAAUGAGAUCGGCCGUGUUAUCAUACGCCGGGUGGGAAGAGAACAACAAUGAAUCCCAUUUUCUUGAAGCUUGUUUUCUUUGCAGAAAGCAAUUGGGUCAUAACAGUGACAUCUUCAUGUACAGAGGAAAUACACCAUUUUGUAGCCAAGAGUGCAGGCAAGAACAGAUAGAGAAAGAUGAGGCCAAAGAAAAGAAGAGGACUUGGAAGCUUUCUUCUUCUUCUUCUUCUUCUUCCAAAAAAGCCCUCAGACAAUCAACCACUUCUGCUACUACUUCUGACCCCACCAACCACAACAAACCUUCUUCUUCCCCCAACAAUGAUGUAAGGACUGGCACAGUUGCAGUUGCUUAAAAAAAGCCAAAAAAUAAAAAAACCCACCACUAAAAAUGUACAACCAAACACGGCCUUAAGCAGCCAGGCCUGUCAGCGCCGCGCCAUGCCAAGCCAAGCCAAGACAAGAAAAUCAUUGCUCAAUUUUUCAUGGCCUCUUUCUGUAAAAUCAAAGAGGUUGUGUGGUUGGUUCUGUAAAGCAACGGUGGGGAUGAGAGAGAGAGAGAGAGAGAGAGAGAGAGAGAGAGAGAGAGUCAUUAGAUAAUAAUAAUUAUUGUUAUUAUUAUUUUUUUGUGUUUUUUUGUUGGAUGUUUAUAAGAUGAGUGUAAUUAAAUGGUGUUUUGAGAAGGUGGUAAAAAAA